GAAAUCGAAUUUGCUGGUGAUUUUGCUUGUGAUCAAGAUUUCCCAACGUUGAUGCAAAUUUGUCGACAUCUUAAAAAGAUGGAGGUCAGAUUACCUGAUUUCGAAUAUAGAGAGGACGACGAUCAUUAUGAUUCAAGUGCUGCUCUUUCCGCUCGUUUUAUAGAAUCUCAAUUCGAAUUAAAACAACUUUUCUUACGCGAAUGUCAUUAUCCUCAAGCUUUAGGCAUCGCACUUACACGUCAAAAAAAUACUUUACGUCACUUAAAAUUUCGUGAAGUAGUGUUUGAUAAUUCUUGUCCAUUAGAUUGGUUACCAAAUUGUCAAAAUUUAGAAAUUUUAGAAUUUAUUGAUUCUGAAAAUUUGGUUCCUAAUGUUUUGGACUCACUUAGAUUAGCACCUCUUAUUAAUCUUAGAUCCAUAACUUUUAAAGAAGAUCCUGUACCUGCUGAAACUUUAGAAUCAAUAAUUUUAGCCAGCCAACAAAACCUUGAAGAAAUCUUUUUUGGUUGGCCUGAGGACUGUAAUCAAAAUGGUUAUGCUCAUUUAUUAAAUUCUAUCUCGUUGAAUUGUCCUAAUCUUGUACGACUUGGUGCCAUGAUCGGUCCAAAUGAAAUUGUUGAAUUAUUUGGAGUUUUAAAUAAUU
This is a messenger RNA of Dentiscutata heterogama, 643 nucleotides long. NCBI's taxonomy places the organism in Eukaryota, Fungi, Glomeromycota, Glomeromycetes, Diversisporales, Gigasporaceae. The record is from the annotation of a GenBank genome assembly.